Dentiscutata erythropus is the source of this 288-nucleotide messenger RNA. The record is from the annotation of a GenBank genome assembly. Lineage: Eukaryota; Fungi; Glomeromycota; Glomeromycetes; Diversisporales; Gigasporaceae.
AUGUUAAAACUCUGUGGUGGUGAUGAUCAACCUGAAUUUGGGAUAGGGGAAAGUCUAUUCGAAGCAUUUUCUGAAAAAAGGAACGCCACUGGCACUAAAGAGAAAAUAGAAAUAGAUAAGGAUGAUUUUAACGAUUUAGCUUCGUCUACGUCAAGCAAAAUUGAAGCCAAGAAUAUUAAGUCCUCUGAAAGAUAUUUUUAUGAACCAAAAGCAGAUUUAACUAAAAAAGAUAUACCUAAAAAAGCUAUUGGAAGAACAGUCUCAAAAGUUGAGAUGAAGAAAUAUUAG